CCGGGUCCGCUCUUUCCCUGUCAGGACGUUAUCGUGCUUUUUGUUCUGCAAAAGGAGGCUUGGGGCUAGGGGGUUUUUCGCCUUUGUUUCCCACCCUAGCUUCUCUGCUUAUGGACCCUAAAAGAUACUGCUGCUACUACGGAACUAUACAGUCCUUGUCUCAGCUCUAGGAUGUACGUUCCGUCACUAGAAGCUCUUCUGAGGGACCGAGGUAACCGCGCCCCGCGGGCAGGGAAUUGCGCGUGCGUACGAGGGGAGGGAGCGCCAGAAGAGAUCGCUCCUGCGCAUGUGUGACGAGAAGGGUUUCCCUGGCGGUGAAGGGAGACCUGGCCUCCUGUCGGGAAGAUGUCUCAUUGGUCUCCUGUACGUUUGCGCCCAAUGGGCUGUCAGUAUUGGCAUUUCUCACGAGUUCCCCCAGAAACUCUGUGCCAUCCCUACUGAGACACGGGGAGGCUUCGGGCAAGUUACUUCCCCAGCCUGGGUUGAGGUCCUUAGACUCAUCUAUUUCUUCCCCUGCCUCCCCAGUACUUGCAGUAUGAGAAGAGGCUUGUCGAUUUCUGAGAUCUCUUCUGUUUCUAACACUAGGCAAUUAAAAAGCAGUGGAAUGGAAAGAAAGUGUUGUAGUCUUUCUAUGUUAUGCUCCUUGUCAACAAUGUACACAUUCCUGCUAGGUGCCAUAUUCAUUGCUUUAAGCUCGAGUCGCAUCUUACUGGUAAAAUACUCUGCCAAUGAAGAGAACAAGUAUGAUUAUCUUCCAACUACUGUGAAUGUGUGCUCAGAACUAGUGAAGCUCGUUUUCUGUGUGCUCGUGUCAUUCUGUGUUAUAAAGAAAGAUGAUCAAAGUAGAAAUUUGAAAUGUGCUUCCUGGGAGGAAUUUUGUAAUUUCAUGAAGUGGUCCAUUCCUGCCUUUCUUUAUUUCCUGGAUAACUUGAUUGUCUUCUAUGUCCUAUCAUAUCUUCAGCCUGCCAUGGCUGUUAUCUUCUCAAAUUUUAGCAUUAUAACAACAGCUCUUCUAUUCAGGAUAGUGCUGAAGCGGCAUCUAAACUGGAUACAAUGGGCUAGCCUCCUGAUUCUAUUUUUGUCUAUUGUGUCCUUGACUGCUGGGACUAAAACUUCACAACAUAACCUGGUAGGACAUGGAUUUCAUCAUGAUGCCUUCUUCAGCCCAUCCAAUUCCUGCCUUCUUUUCAGAAAUGAGUGUCCCAGAAAAGACAAUUGUACGGCAAAGGAGUGGACUUUUCCUGAAGCUAAGUGGAACACCACAGCCAGGGUUUUCAGUCAUAUUCGCCUUGGCUUGGGCCAUGUUCUUAUUAUAGUCCAGUGUUUUAUUUCUUCAAUGGCCAAUAUCUAUAAUGAAAAGAUAUUGAAAGAAGGGAACCAGCUCACUGAAAGCAUCUUCAUACAGAACAGCAAACUCUAUUUCUUUGGCAUUCUUUUUAAUGGGCUGACCCUGGGCCUUCAGAGGAGUAACCGUGAUCAGAUUAAGAACUGUGGAUUUUUUUAUGGCCACAAUGCAUUUUCAGUAGCCCUUAUUUUUAUAACUGCAUUCCAGGGCCUUUCAGUAGCUUUCAUUCUGAAGUUCCUGGAUAACAUGUUCCAUGUCUUGAUGGCCCAGAUCACCACUGUUAUCAUCACAACAGUGUCUGUCCUGGUCUUUGACUUCAGGCCCUCCCUGGAAUUUUUCUUGGAAGCUCCAUCAGUCCUCCUCUCUAUAUUUAUUUAUAAUGCCAGCAAGCCUCAACGUCUGGAAUAUGCACCUAGGCAAGAAAGGAUGAGAGAUCUAAGUGGCAUUCUUUGGGAGCGUUCCAGUGGGGAUGGAGAAGAACUGGAAAGACUUACCAAACCCAAGAGUGACGAGUCAGAUGAAGAUACUUUCUAGUUGGUACCCACAUAGUUGGCAGCUCUCACAAACCUCAUUUUCACAUUUUCAGCAUUUGUAAUAUUUAUCUUUUCACUUUGAUAAGUCAGGAAUGUUUCUAAAACAUAAUACUCUGCAUGUAUCUAAUCAUUCCCUAAACAACUCCAUCCAAGGCUUAGGGUAUACCCAAAGAACUAAACAAUUCUAAGAACUGAUACAGGAAGAUUAGUAUAAAGACUACAUUAAUGGCUCAGGACUUGAUAAAUCAACAAGAUAAAUUUGUAGAUUAUUUUCUUUGCCCUCCAGAUUUUCCAAAAACUUGUAAUAAUCAUAUUAGCUACACCUUAUAAAUAUACAAAUAGAGUUUACCAGAUAUUUGUAAUUAUGUAAUUAUAGUCUGCAUGCCAAAGUCUUCCCUUUUUUUUUUUUUUAUUAUAAAUAUCUAGAAUUGUCCCUUGAACUUUGAGGCUGUAGAAAUAGUCAUUUUGCAAAUUAAAAGCAGUGGGAUUCUUUAUAAAAAUUUUUGUUUAAGGGCCUAAAUAUCUGGCUGUAGCAUAGAUUUAGGAUAACAUAAUCUAUGCUAAAUGUUUUGCCAAAGAAGCAAUUUUUAGAAUUUUAAUUUUUAGGAAUUCAUGGGAAAUUUGAUUUUUAGUAAUUAUCUUUUGUAAUUAUCUUGUACUAAUAAGCUUCAAGUUAGGUGAAAGUUGGUUACCAGUCACCACAGCUACCAAUUAUAUUUUAAAUCACUUAAAUAAUCCAUGGUGGGGUUUUUUUUCCUUCUCAGUUUGCAUAUCACAAAAUCUUGACAUUACUCUUGAAUGACUACAUUGUGGAGAAUUAAUAAGAAGGCAUUUUAUUUUAGUAUUAAUUAAAGCCCGUGCCUAUUAUGUGUC
Molecule: messenger RNA, 2751 nt
Organism: Microcebus murinus (gray mouse lemur)
Lineage: Eukaryota; Metazoa; Chordata; Mammalia; Primates; Cheirogaleidae
Gene: SLC35A5
Product: solute carrier family 35 member A5
Biological process (GO): pyrimidine nucleotide-sugar transmembrane transport
Cellular component (GO): Golgi membrane
Molecular function (GO): pyrimidine nucleotide-sugar transmembrane transporter activity
Source: RefSeq, a predicted model, not a curated record